This is a messenger RNA of Bombyx mori (domestic silkworm), 1006 nucleotides long. Its product is annotated as putative glutathione-specific gamma-glutamylcyclotransferase 2. Gene Ontology annotation, biological process: glutathione catabolic process. Lineage: Eukaryota; Metazoa; Arthropoda; Insecta; Lepidoptera; Bombycidae. Gene Ontology annotation, cellular component: cytoplasm. The transcript has 4 exons. The coding region runs from base 265 to 822 and encodes 185 amino acids. The record is from RefSeq and is a predicted model, not a curated record. Gene Ontology annotation, molecular function: gamma-glutamylcyclotransferase activity; glutathione specific gamma-glutamylcyclotransferase activity.
GACAGCUAUUGAUGCACAAUCAAAAAAACUAACCUAAGACUGCCAAAAUAUUUGUUAUAAAAGUUAUAAAUCCACUCAAAAAUUUGCAAAAUUAAAACAAAUAUAGAGUACUUAUUUUUGUAAAAAAACAAAAGUGCAAUUGUAAAGUCCAAACAGGAUGGCAGUACCAGCAUAGAUAAGAAAUAAACUUUAUUAGGAAUAUGGUUUGACUAGCUCAAUAAUAUAUACCUACAAAUUGUUGUAGAUACCUUGAAAAUUAAUAAUAUGUGGGUUUUUGGGUAUGGUUCCUUAAUUUGGAAAGCGGACUUCAAGUAUGAGACUAAGCUAGUAGGCUAUAUUUUAGGCUAUAAAAGAAGAUUUUAUCAACAUAGUGUCGAUCACAGAGGUGUCCCCGAAAAACCUGGUAGAGUAGUUACUUUAAUACCCAGCAAGUUUCCUAAUAGCACUGUGUGGGGUGUAGCAUACAGGAUUAGAGCAGAAGAUAUAGAUGAAGUAACCAAACAUUUAGAUUUUAGAGAAAAGAAUGGUUAUUCUAAGAAAACUGUCACAUUCCAUCCAAAUAAUAGCGAAUAUUUACCAUUUCCAUUGACUUUGUAUGUUGCAGUAGAGGAGAACGAAUCUUAUGCUGGGCCAGCAGCAAUAGAAGACAUAGCACAACAAGUUGUUACAUCUUUCGGUCCUAGUGGUUCAAACAAAGAAUAUGUGUACAACUUGGCUGAAGCAAUGAGACAGUUGGCACCAAAUGCAGAAGAUGAACACUUAUUUGCUUUGGAAAAGGCGGUGAAAGAGAUAGAUCCAGAUUUAAAGAACCUAAAAAAAUAGAUUUUAUUUAAAUUAAUUCCCUUCCUAAAUAAAAACACAUUUAUUUAUAAUUAUAUUAUAACAAAAUGGGCAUGAACACUGGAUAUAUUGCUAUGUAGAUAUUAUAUAUGUAUUCUAGAUUUUAUAUAUUUAUAUUUCAACAUGUUUCUUUCUAAAUAAUAUAAUCGAAUCAUCAUCUGAAAAA